Messenger RNA from Coniosporium apollinis CBS 100218, 786 nucleotides. RefSeq names its product V-type proton ATPase subunit D. The record is from RefSeq and is a predicted model, not a curated record. The transcript is spliced from 4 exons. Bases 1 to 786 code for a protein of 261 amino acids. Lineage: Eukaryota; Fungi; Ascomycota; Dothideomycetes. Gene Ontology annotation, cellular component: fungal-type vacuole membrane; vacuolar proton-transporting V-type ATPase complex. Gene Ontology annotation, biological process: vacuolar acidification. Gene Ontology annotation, molecular function: proton-transporting ATPase activity, rotational mechanism.
AUGUCCGGCGCGGGGGCAAGGGAAUCCGUCUUCCCUACCCGGCAAGUGCUGGGUCAGAUGAAGAGCAAGCUUAAGGGAGCUCAAACCGGCCACGACCUGCUCAAGAGGAAGAGUGAAGCGUUGACAAAUGCCAUCUCAGAAAUAACCCGUCGCAUUGACGAAGCAAAGCGAAAAAUGGGCCGCGUGAUGCAAAUCGCCGCCUUCUCCCUCGCCGAAGUGACCUACGCCGUCGGCGGCGGCAACAUCCUCUACCAGAUCCAGGAGUCCGCCAAGCAGGCCCGGUUCCGCGUCCGCACGAAACAAGAGAACGUGUCCGGCGUGUUCCUGCCGGCCUUUGAGAGCUUCACCACCGAGGGCAAUAACGACUUUGGGCUGACCGGGUUGGGGAAGGGAGGCCAGCAGGUGCAGCGGUGUCGGGAGACGUAUGCCAGGGCAGUGGAGACGCUGGUGGAGCUUGCGAGUCUGCAGACGGCAUUCGUGAUUUUGGAUGAGGUUAUUAAGGUUGUGAAUCGGAGGGUGAAUGCAAUUGAGCAUGUCAUCAUACCGAAAACGGAGAACACGAUCAAGUACAUCAACUCCGAACUGGACGAGCUAGAUCGGGAGGAGUUCUAUCGGCUGAAGAAAGUGUCCAACAAGAAAGAACGGGAUGCAGCGGCCGCCGACAUUGAGAGAGAAGCGCAAAAGAAAAAAGAUGACUCCAGUAAUGAGGAGGACGUGGAUGAGGAAGGGCGGAUGCAGAUGAAGGACUUGCUUGGCGAUCAGGAUAACGAGGAUGUCAUUUUCUAA